AAUAAAUAUGGUGAAUGUUUUAUACACACAUAAAGGAUUCCUUGAACCCAAGGUUUGGUUACCUCAUCUACAAAAAACAAAAGGUUUGGUUACCUCACGUUAAAUAUCUCAUUCCCUCCUCCUACAAAAGUAUACUCAAAGUUCGUAUAGUCUUCCUCUCUUCUUCUCCAAACCCUUUCUUUCUCUUCCCUUAUCUUCUUCAUUCCCAAAACAAUUCGCAAUCUUUUGGAAAAAUGAGUUCAACUCUUCUUCCAGAUCUUGGAACUGAGAUUCUGAUUCCAGUAUGUGCUGUUGUUGGUAUUGUUUUCUCUCUUAUUCAAUGGUAUUUGGUUUCUCAGGUUAAACUUUCUCCCGAUUCUGGUCGCAAUAAUAACAACAAAAAUGGGUAUUCUGAGAAUUUGAUUGAAGAAGAAGAAGGAUUAAAUGACCAUAGUGUUGUCACUAAAUGUGCUGAAAUUCAAAAUGCUAUUUCUGAAGGAGCAACCUCCUUCCUUUUCACGGAGUAUCAAUAUGUGGGUAUCUUCAUGGUUGCUUUUGCUGUGUUGAUAUUCCUUUUCCUUGGAUCUGUGGAGGGCUUCAGCACAAGUAGUCAAGAGUGCACCUAUGACAAAACCAAGACCUGCAAGCCUGCUCUUGCCACUGCUGUCUUCAGCACAGUAUCCUUUUUGCUUGGUGCUAUCACUUCUUUGGCUUCUGGUUUCCUCGGAAUGAAGAUUGCAACAUACGCAAAUGCUAGAACAACUCUAGAGGCUAGAAAGGGUGUCGGCAAAGCUUUCAUUGUAGCUUUCAGGUCUGGAGCUGUCAUGGGCUUCCUUCUUGCUGCAAAUGGUCUUUUGGUUCUUUACAUUGCUAUCCUCCUCUUCAAGAUCUACUAUGGCGAGGACUGGGAAGGUCUUUUUGAGGCUAUUACUGGCUAUGGUCUUGGAGGAUCUUCUAUGGCUCUUUUCGGAAGAGUUGGUGGUGGUAUUUACACGAAAGCUGCAGAUGUUGGAGCUGAUCUUGUCGGUAAAGUUGAAAGAAACAUCCCUGAGGAUGACCCCAGGAAUCCAGCUGUCAUUGCUGAUAAUGUCGGUGACAAUGUUGGUGAUAUUGCUGGUAUGGGAUCGGAUCUCUUUGGAUCGUAUGCUGAGUCAUCUUGUGCUGCUCUAGUUGUGGCAUCCAUUUCUUCAUUUGGAAUCAAUCAUGAAUUUACAGCAAUGUUGUUCCCUCUGUUAGUUAGCUCUGUUGGUAUUCUUGUUUGCUUGAUCACAACCUUAUUUGCUACUGAUUUCUUUGAGAUCAAGGCUGUUAAGGAGAUUGAGCCCUCACUGAAGAAGCAACUAGUCAUCUCCACUGCUCUUAUGACUGUUGGAGUCGCAAUUGUUGCGUGGGUUGCUCUUCCUUCUUCCUUCACCAUUUUUGACUUUGGAACUCAGAAGGAUGUGAAGAACUGGCAAUUGUUCUUAUGUGUUGCUGUUGGCUUGUGGGCGGGGCUUAUCAUUGGAUUUGUGACUGAAUACUACACUAGUAAUGCAUACAGUCCUGUGCAAGAUGUUGCUGACUCUUGCCGAACUGGAGCUGCCACAAAUGUUAUUUUUGGCCUGGCCUUGGGCUACAAGUCAGUUAUUAUUCCUAUUUUUGCUAUUGCAAUAAGCAUAUUUGUCAGUUUUAGCUUUGCGGCUAUGUAUGGUAUUGCCAUGGCUGCUCUUGGUAUGCUCAGCACCAUUGCUACUGGAUUGGCUAUUGAUGCAUAUGGCCCCAUUAGUGAUAAUGCUGGAGGUAUUGCUGAGAUGGCUGGUAUGAGCCACAGAAUCCGUGAGAGAACUGAUGCCCUUGAUGCUGCUGGAAACACAACUGCUGCUAUUGGAAAGGGAUUCGCCAUUGGUUCUGCUGCUCUUGUCUCUCUUGCCCUCUUUGGUGCUUUUGUGAGCCGUGCAGCUAUCUCAACUGUUGAUGUCUUGACUCCCAAAGUCUUCAUUGGUCUUCUUGUAGGAGCCAUGCUUCCGUACUGGUUCUCUGCCAUGACAAUGAAGAGUGUGGGAAGUGCAGCUUUGAAAAUGGUUGAAGAGGUUCGCAGGCAAUUCAACACCAUCCCUGGCUUGAUGGAAGGUACUGCCAAGCCUGACUAUGCAACCUGUGUCAAGAUCUCCACCGAUGCUUCCAUCAAGGAGAUGAUCCCACCAGGUGCUCUUGUCAUGCUCACACCAUUGAUCGUUGGAACCUUGUUUGGUGUCGAAACUCUUUCUGGUAUUCUUGCUGGUUCUCUUGUGUCUGGUGUACAGAUCGCUAUCUCUGCAUCUAACACCGGUGGUGCUUGGGACAAUGCUAAGAAAUAUAUUGAGGCUGGUGUUUCAGAGCAUGCAAGGCAGCUCGGACCCAAGGGAUCUGAUGCACACAAGGCAGCUGUGAUCGGUGACACCGUUGGUGACCCUCUUAAGGACACAUCUGGACCAUCACUCAACAUCUUGAUCAAGCUUAUGGCUGUCGAGUCUCUAGUGUUUGCCCCCUUCUUUGCUACCCACGGUGGGUUGCUAUUCAAGAUCUUUUAAAAUUGACGUAUACGGUCAAUAGAGGGAGGAUUUCACAGUAUUUUCUCCUUAUUUUGUCGUCUACAACUCAGGUAGUUUUAAGUUUGUCGCACAAUUUUUGGACGUCCUUAGAGUACAAGGCUUAAGGGGCUUGCACUUGAAAGACUCCCAACCUUCUUACAUAUAGAGGGGUGGGAGAACAAUGAUGAUGAUGAUGAUAAACUUGAGUCAGCCUUGUAAAAUAGAGUGAUAUUCUCAAACAUUAUUCUUUUUAUCUCUCAUUGCAUGUAAGAAAGGAAUCAGUAGCAGUAAUCAUUUUGCAGACCUCUCCAGGUUUAACUCAUUUUCGAUAAGAAAUUGUAUGCAUUUUGUCAUCUUUCUCUUCA
Amaranthus tricolor (Joseph's coat) is the source of this 2893-nucleotide messenger RNA. RefSeq names its product pyrophosphate-energized vacuolar membrane proton pump-like. Gene Ontology annotation, cellular component: membrane. The record is from RefSeq and is a predicted model, not a curated record. Gene Ontology annotation, molecular function: diphosphate hydrolysis-driven proton transmembrane transporter activity; inorganic diphosphate phosphatase activity. NCBI's taxonomy places the organism in Eukaryota, Viridiplantae, Streptophyta, Magnoliopsida, Caryophyllales, Amaranthaceae. The coding region runs from base 15 to 2528 and encodes 837 amino acids. Gene Ontology annotation, biological process: proton transmembrane transport. The transcript has 8 exons.